Messenger RNA from Mixia osmundae IAM 14324, 336 nucleotides. RefSeq lists its product as uncharacterized. Lineage: Eukaryota; Fungi; Basidiomycota; Mixiomycetes; Mixiales; Mixiaceae. Bases 1 to 336 code for a protein of 111 amino acids. The record is from RefSeq and is a predicted model, not a curated record. The transcript has 3 exons.
AUGCUCAGCUACGUGCAGCUCGCCGCCGUCUGUGUCGUCAUUGCUACCCCAUCUGGCCGCGUCAACUGUCAGACUAGCCAAGGAGGAUCAGGCCUCGUACCUCCUCGCGAUGAUGGUCGUGCAUGCGAACUCUGCAUGACCCAGGCUCAAUGCCUUUCCAGGUUGGCUAAGCGCUGCCAUCGGAAUGCCAUGGAAUUCGAAUGCGAGCGCAAGUCGGCACGUCAGCGGUGUUCGGCGAUGCGAAGAUACACAAUGGCAACUGUCGCAAGGGCUGCAGUGCAUCUGUUCCACGUUCAAGCCCGUCAGAUGCAGUUCGAGACACUGCUUUUGCGCUGA